AUGGGGUUCCUCGGUAUACUCGAGGAUAACAAACUCGCACACGUGCCGGCCACGGUGACUCUCAGCGAGGAGCAGCACCUGUCCACCGAGUCAGCCAUUGGUUUGAAGCGUGGAACAGGCAGAGAUGCAGAGAUUAUCCUCAUCCCUCAGCCAUCUGAGGACCCGAACGAUCCCCUUAAUUGGAGCACGACAAAGAAAUGGGUCAUUAUGCUCAUCGUCGCAUACGGAUCUGUGUUGUAUGCUGCGGUUCUCUCUCCAUUACUGUCGCCGGCCUUGGUCAUUAUCGCAACGGACUUUAAGAAAGACGUUGCAGACAUCACCGUCAUCUCCGGCUAUAUGCUUCUGGUUACCGGCGGCGUAGGACCUCUUGUUAGUGCAUGCGCGCGAAAAUACGGAAAGCGUCCGAUGCUGUUAUUGGCAUCGUUGUUUGGCUUGCUCGGAACAGUGGUCGGAAGUGCCGUGUACAGCUACAAUGGAUUGCUGGCAGGGAGAAUCAUCCAAGGCGGAUCAGUCUCUGCUUUUGAGUCUAUCGUCGUGUCGAUGAUAGGCGACCUCUUUUUCGUUCACCAGCGAGGAACGUUCAUGACCCUGAUCCAAUUCAUUCUUGGCGCAGCAUCAAACUUUUCGGCCAUCAUCGUCGGACCCAUCGCAACAAAUCUUGGCUGGCGAUAUCUCUUCCACAUUCUCAUCCCCUUCACGGCACUCGAGGUUAUCUUGCUAUACUUCUUCGUGCCUGAAACGUCUUACAACCGCGAUCACCGAUACGACAUUGAUGAGCUAUCGCAAGACAAUUUGGCAGACCUCGCUGCCGUCGAGCAGAGACACGCGCACAUGGGCGAGAAGAGCGAAGACGAUAUGGUAAAGAUAGAGACUACAACAAGCACACCACCCGGUCUCAGACAGAAGAAGACUUUCGUGCAGGAGCUCGCCAUCUUUACUGGCACUUACAGCGAGGACAACCUACUACAGCUUAGCAUCGCACCCUUCGCCGUCUGCGCCAACGUCGCCGUACUAUGGAUGGUUAUUGUGACAGGCGGCUUGACAGCUUUCUUCGUUGCACAGUCAUAUGUCAUGGCACAAAUCUUCCAGGCACCUCCCUAUCUGCUCUCGGCGGCUGGCGUAGGGUACCUUUCUGUCGGCCCCUUCCUCGGAGGUCUUCUUGGAUCGAUCAUUCUUGGUGGAUCACUUGACCCUCUCAUCAAGUGGUGCGCAAAGAAGAACAAGGGCGUCUACGAGCCUGAAUACCGUCUACUAGGCAUGAUCCCAGCCGUCACGGUCAUCAUCGGACUCUGCCUCUUCGGCUACUUUGCCGAGCAAGGAGCUUCGUUCUACCUCACUGCCUUCUUCCAUGGUAUGGACUUGUUCGGUAUCGUGUGUGCUGCCAUCUCCGCCUCAUCAUACGUUCUUGAUGCGUUCCGUGACAUCAGCGCAGAAGUCUUCAUCAUCAACAUGGUUUUCAAGAACUUCUUGUUCUACGGCUUCUCGUAUUUUGUCAACGACUGGACUGCCACAAAGGGUCCGGCGAUCGUAUUUUACGUGUUUGGCGCAAUCUCAGCUGUCAUGGUCUUCACAGCCCCGAUUUUUUUCUUUUGGGGCAAGAAGUAUCGCAGCUACUGGUGCAGGAACAACUUGCUGCGUAAGUGGGGCAUUACUACUCAUGCUGAGAUGUAA
This is a messenger RNA of Parastagonospora nodorum SN15, 1671 nucleotides long. RefSeq lists its product as hypothetical. The record is from RefSeq and is a predicted model, not a curated record. Gene Ontology annotation, molecular function: transmembrane transporter activity. Gene Ontology annotation, biological process: transmembrane transport. The transcript is spliced from 3 exons. Bases 1 to 1671 code for a protein of 556 amino acids. Lineage: Eukaryota; Fungi; Ascomycota; Dothideomycetes; Pleosporales; Phaeosphaeriaceae.